AUGACCGACAGCAAACCAGUAGAGUUCAAGCAACACACAUCAAUUGCGAUUUUCGGGGCGUCAGGCGAUUUGUCCAAAAAAAAGACGUUUCCUGCGCUCUUUGGACUAUUCAGAGAGGGAUAUCUAGACGCCACAUGCAAGAUCAUCGGUUUUGCCCGCUCCAAGCUGUCGGACGAGGAUCUCAGAAAGAAGAUAGAACCCUUUUUGAAGAAACCCAACGGUGAUAAAGACACAGAGAAGGUCAAGCAGUUUUUGCAAAUGGUCACGUACAUCUCGGGCCCUUACGACCAGAGUGUCGGAUACGAACAGCUACGCAAAGAAUUCGAAAGCCACGAAAAGGGCAACAAGCUCGAGAAACCCAACCGGUUGUUUUAUCUGGCACUUCCUCCCAGCGCUUUCGUCUCCGUCUGCACGCAAAUCAAAGAAGUCGUAUACGCAAAGGACGGGCACAACAGAGUCGUUGUGGAAAAGCCAUUCGGUCACGAUCUGAACUCAUUCCGUGAGCUGCAGAACGAUCUGGCCCCACUCUUCUCUGAAGACGAGCUUUUCAGAAUCGACCAUUAUCUGGGCAAAGAAAUGGUCAAGAAUCUGGUGUUGAUGAGGUUUGGCAAUACCUUUUUAAACGCCGCAUGGAGCAAAGAGAGCAUUCAGAACAUUCAAAUCUCGUUCAAAGAGCCUUUCGGCACAGAAGGUCGUGGUGGAUAUUUCGAUGAGAUCGGUAUUAUAAGAGAUGUGAUGCAAAACCAUCUGCUGCAAAUUUUGACUCUGUUAACCAUGGAGCGUCCCGUGGGCUUCGAUGCUGAGUCCAUCCGUGACGAAAAGGUCAGAGUUCUCAAAGCAUUUGCCCCUAUCGACCACAGCGACGUUUUGACAGGUCAAUACGGGCCAUCUGAAGAUGGUACCAAACCCGGAUAUCUGGACGACGAAACUGUUGAUCCAAAAUCCAAGUGUGUUACUUUCGCCGCCAUUGGAUUCAAGAUUCAAAACGAGCGUUGGGAUGGUGUACCUAUCGUUAUGAGAGCUGGUAAAGCCCUCAACGAAGGCAAGGUUGAAAUUAGAAUUCAGUUUAAGGGGGUUCCAGCCGGUAUUUUCAGCGAUGAGAUUGCCCACAACGAGCUUGUCAUUAGGGUACAACCUGAUGAAGCUAUUUACCUGAAGGUCAACAGUAAGACACCUGGUCUAUCCACCAGUUGCCAAGUCACAGAAUUGGACUUGACAUAUGCAAGGCGUUACAGGGAUUUCUGGAUCCCAGAGGCUUACGAAGCCUUGAUCAAAGAUGUUAUGAAUGGCGACCAUUCUCACUUUGUGAGAGAUGACGAACUCGACGUCAGCUGGAAGCUGUUCACUCCUCUGUUGAACCAUUUGGAGGGUCCAGAUGCUCCAACGCCAGAAAGUUACGCUUACGGAUCCAGAGGGCCUAAAAACUUGGUCAAAUUUCUCGAAAAACACGAUUAUGUUUUCGAGGAUCCAAGCCUCUACCAAUGGCCGGUGUCUACUCCAGAGAUGUCGGAAAACGCUUCGAAGAUGUGA
This is a messenger RNA of Lachancea sp. 'fantastica', 1530 nucleotides long. Lineage: Eukaryota; Fungi; Ascomycota; Saccharomycetes; Saccharomycetales; Saccharomycetaceae. The record is from the annotation of a GenBank genome assembly.